GCAACGGCGCCAUGCCCGAUAUCAAGGACUGGCUCCGGGCCGCGGCGAGCACGCUCGCCCCGGGCGAGGUAGUCAAGCCCGAGAGCCUCAACUUUCUCGACGCAAUGAACGCGCUCGAGAUGAUGGACCCCGCGAUGGACUGGGGCGUCAACAUCUCCCCCAAGGGAAGCUUUGAUCCCGCGGCCCUCGUCAAGCCGCAGCAGCUCUGCUGGAUAAUGGACGAGAUGAGCGCGCGCGAGCUCGCAUGGCACCGCGGCGGGACGCUAGCACAGACAGUGUACACCAGCCUGCACUACCACAACACGCUGCUCGUCUCGCCGCGCGUCGAGCGCACGCAUCCUGAUUUCCCUGCGCUCGAGGCGUGCACCGCCGCCCUGCGCGCCUGGGUUCUCGGCUACGCCAAGAGCAUCGAGGUCGCCUACCAUGCCUUGCUGGACGCGAACGGCGCCGCUCGGGACGGCGAGGACGUGUGGCUCGACGCGUACGGCAUCCCGAUUGAGACGACCGAGACGGCCGACGAGGUGGCCACGUAUCUUGAGAACGAGACAGCGUGGCUUGCUGCCGAUGCCGGGAGGGCAAGUGAUCCAUGGUGGGCCAACGUGCUUUUGCGGCUGCGUUUCCGUGCACAAUGGCUCGAUGCGCUCCGCCACCGCCCGAGCCAGCUCGACCUCAACGGCCUGCGCCUGUCGACCGAGGCCGUCCCGUCCGCCUUUGACGCCGUGACCCCGUUUCUGCGGCAGAACAUGCCGCUGCCGGUUGUCACGCCGCCGGGCCACGAGGCGACGUGGGCUGCGUUCAUCGCGGCCGCUGACGACCUGGUGCGCAUGGUCCAGAUGAGCGGCAACGCGCUCGAUGAGCUCGAGGAGUCACUCGUUGGCGUGCAGCUGCGGCCCAUGCUCCCGAUCGUGCGCGCAAUCUACAAGACCGAGCUCUGCGAGAUGCCAUCCCGCGCGCGCCUGAUCGACGAGUGGCUCCAGAACGCCACCGGCCUCCCACCAGCAAUCCUCCAGCGCAUCGACAUGCACAUCACGGGCCCGAACGACCGGCGCUCGUUCGCCCUCUGGCGCGACAUCAUCAGCGGGACCCUCGUCCAGACACUGCAAGUGCCGCUGAUGAACCCCACGCGCCAGCGCAGGGCGUACAUGCACCUCGCGCGCGGGUGGACCGACCAGGCGAGCGCAGCGGCCAGGCUCGCGCACUACCCCGACAUGGAGCGCCUCGUGCCCGCGCUCCAUGGGCGCUCGCUCGACUGCGAGCUGCACGCCAGCCUGCUGGCGUUCGAUCUCGGCCUCGUCGCCGACAACGAGCAGCGCGCAGCGUGGUGGUGGAUCCUGGCUAUUACGCGGGCGCGCGCGCGCCUCGGGCUCGUGGGGACGUGGGAGGCGCGCUGGGCCCAGGCCUGGGGUGCUGUCGCUGCGGCGCUGCUUCUGCUCUACACGGUCAUUCCCCUCGCUUCGGACGACAAGACAUCCCGACCGCACUUCACACUGCGGCACAAGAUUGCACUGCGUGCCCGCGCAGCCUUCGUCCCCCCGUCAGCCGAUGAGUGGGAGCGUACCCGCGCAGGUCUGGACGCGGCGGUUGCAAAAGACGCCGCUGCGGCGCUCGACCUCGCGCUCAACUGGCUCGACGCAGCAACCGAGCACUUUAGAGACCUUGGAGUCGACACGCAUGUGCCCGUUGGCGGGAUCCUGCUUGACUUGUCUCGCCUGGUGCAGGCCGUCUCUGGCGGUGGCGAGCUAGGCUGGGAACGCCGGUUAUCCCGCGUGCCUCUCCUCGUUGCGCACACUUUAUAA
Messenger RNA from Vanrija pseudolonga, 1796 nucleotides. It is a transcript of the gene NAA35, whose product is annotated as N-alpha-acetyltransferase 35, NatC auxiliary subunit. Lineage: Eukaryota; Fungi; Basidiomycota; Tremellomycetes; Trichosporonales; Trichosporonaceae. Gene Ontology annotation, biological process: N-terminal peptidyl-methionine acetylation. The coding region runs from base 12 to 1796 and encodes 594 amino acids. The transcript has 6 exons. The record is from RefSeq and is a predicted model, not a curated record. Gene Ontology annotation, cellular component: NatC complex.